This is a messenger RNA of Exserohilum turcica Et28A, 1782 nucleotides long. RefSeq lists its product as uncharacterized. The record is from RefSeq and is a predicted model, not a curated record. The coding region runs from base 1 to 1782 and encodes 593 amino acids. NCBI's taxonomy places the organism in Eukaryota, Fungi, Ascomycota, Dothideomycetes, Pleosporales, Pleosporaceae. The transcript has 6 exons.
AUGGAGGCUCACAUUGCUCUUGGCCAGAUUGGAUGGACCUAUCUGAGCAUCUUCAUUAUCUGGAAUGUUAUUUUCAUCGCUGGUCUGGUCUUUCUCUGGAUCAAUCGCCAGCACCCCUCACUUCGCAUUCGAAGACUGCCCUUGUUGUUUGCUGGUAUCAUUCCACUGCACACGUAUGGCGCUCUUUGCACUCUGGCAUACGUAAUUGGACCUAUUGUCAGCUGUUCGAUUGAGUUUUGGAUGAUGUCAGUCUUGGUCCCAGUGGGCAUGGCCUUGUUCCAUGCUUCCAACAGCCAGUUCCUGCAUAUCGCUAGCCGACAGAAGCAGUUUGCUCGCAUGAGCUCACUUAAGGAUCAUGCGCCAGUGGAUGAGAAGGCGGCUCACGAGGUUGCAAAUAACCGCUGGAGAAGAAUUGCGCAGGGACUCGAGCGGGCUGACAAGAUUAAACGAACCCUCAUCUUCAUUGGCAUCGGCAUGGCUAUCCAAUUGGCACUUGUCAUUUUCAUUUUCUUUGCGUCAAGAAAGUUUCAUCCCGGCUACGGCAUCAUCAAUUACACGGUCCAUGGCACUGGCAUGGAAGUGCGAUUCAAGUGCAGCAAAGGAUGGGAGUGGUGGCUGUCGAUUCUAUGGCAGUUCUUCUGGUCGUGGAUCUAUGCACCCUGGAUUCUUUUCAAAUCUCGGGGUAUUCGCGAUGUCCACGGUUGGCGACUACAGACCAUCUGCUGCUGUAUCGUUGGACUCCCAGCGUCGCCGCUCUGGCUUGCGGGUCUCUACAGCCCGCAAUUCGCGCCGGUGAAUGCCUACUUCCCUCCACCUGUCUGGUUUUCGCUCUGCUUUGUUCUGGUGGACAUCUUCACCAUUGGAUUUAGCAUUGCCGAUGUACUAAGAGGAAACAAACUGCGCAAGGAGACUCUAGAUGCCAUUGCAGACUGGGAGGCGCGUCAAGCAACGGGUGGCAUGGGCAUGACAGUCAAUGAAGACCUUGCCAAGAGCCCUAGCGCAUUCUCUGCUGCAACCACGUUCAGGUCAGGCGGAGACUCUAGUAGCGGCAAGCAGUCGUUCGACUCGAGGUCGGAUAUCCUGACCAUGACGGCUUUGGAGAAUGCACUUAGGACCAACGCUAUGCCCCUUCUUGAGUUUGCCGCGCUAAAGGAUUUCUCUGGCGAGAACGUUAGCUUCCUUACGCAUGUGGCCGAGUGGCGACGCCAGUGGCUUUCACAAAAGUCGUCUACGGCUGAACACCGUCGUCAGCAGUUUAUAUCUGCUGCACGCAUCUAUGCGCAUUUCAUCUCGAUGGACUUUUCCGAGUUCCCAAUCAACAUUUCGUCAAAGGAGAUGAAACGGCUUCACACCAUCUUCUCCAGCGCCGCGGCAGUUCUAUACGGCCUUCGGCGGGGGUCAUCGUCGAACGAUAACGCCACGCCUUUCGAUAGCGUGCUUCCAGACGACGCGUCAGAUUUGCCCAUCAACGACAAGAGCGCUAACGGAUCCAUCAAGGAGCUAAAGGGGACCAUCAGCCUCGACAACCUCGGACGCGCCAAUCUCAGGGCUGUGUCGCAGAUGGACCCGGCCUUUGCCGGGGGGUCAUUGGCUCACUUUGAGAUUCCGAUCGACUUCAACGAAAUGGUGUUUGACUUUGCGGAGAAGGAGAUCAAGUACCUCGUCCUGACCAACACGUGGCCCAAGUUUGUGCAGGUUGGACGAGCGAAUAGCGAGUUGAGCAAACAGGACCCCGAGAAGGGCAGCCAUGUUUGGAUGCACAAGUUCUUGUGCUCAUCAUGA